Messenger RNA from Melampsora larici-populina 98AG31, 321 nucleotides. RefSeq lists its product as uncharacterized. The record is from RefSeq and is a predicted model, not a curated record. Bases 1 to 321 code for a protein of 106 amino acids. The transcript has a single exon. Lineage: Eukaryota; Fungi; Basidiomycota; Pucciniomycetes; Pucciniales; Melampsoraceae.
AUGGUCGGCUGCAAGUUCGUGUCAGACACUGGAGAGUUGACAACACAAGGUACUUUCGUUUUCGGAGGAUUUCUUCGAGGUGGAGUUGAUUGUCUUCUGCUUGGUACAACGCUGACAGUAGGUGACGGGCGAGAAGGUGGAGGAGUGACUGCCGGUGGAGGAGUAGAUGGGUUUGACGGUAGCGGUGGAAAUUCAGACGUAGAUAAAUCAGAAAGAGGUGAGAGAAAAGGCAAUGGUUUGGUAACAGGAAAAAGAGAAACUGGGGUAGAGGGUGCAUUAUCAAACAUAGAGGGGGUGAUAGGUCUCCUGGCAGGGUUGUGA